Oreochromis niloticus (Nile tilapia) is the source of this 1610-nucleotide messenger RNA. RefSeq names its product olfactory receptor 11A1-like. The transcript has a single exon. Gene Ontology annotation, biological process: G protein-coupled receptor signaling pathway; detection of chemical stimulus involved in sensory perception of smell. NCBI's taxonomy places the organism in Eukaryota, Metazoa, Chordata, Actinopteri, Cichliformes, Cichlidae. Gene Ontology annotation, cellular component: membrane. Bases 280 to 1263 code for a protein of 327 amino acids. The record is from RefSeq and is a predicted model, not a curated record. Gene Ontology annotation, molecular function: G protein-coupled receptor activity; odorant binding; olfactory receptor activity.
AUGUUUUCACAUAUCAAGAUGACUGUGGAUCAUUCUUGCUUGGCGUCUUGCGUUUGUAUGAAAUUCUGAUCUCAUCUUGUCUUUCUGCCUGUAAUAUAGUCUGACUGAUGUACUAAUGUUGAACAUUUGGUUUUAUUAGUGAAUGAGGAAUUAAAAUUAACAAAUAUAACACUUGAUGGUUAUGCAAAAGGGUAAACAAGUGGUACAAAUUUUCUCUCACUGUAUUGUGUUUUUUCCUUACAUUUAGAUUUCAGUCUGCUUAAUACAAAAUUUAGUUUCAUGGCAAUUGAUAAUGAAUUUAAUGAGACAUAUAUAACUUUUGGUGGGCAUAUAGAAUUGGAAAAAUACAAAUUUCUGUAUUUUGUUAUCAUGUUUACUGCUUAUAUUCUAAUACUCUGCAGUAAUUCAACCAUAGUUUGCCUCAUCUGGAUUAAGAAAAGCCUCCAUGAGCCUAUGUAUGUUUUUAUUGCAGCUUUGUUGCUUAACUCUGUUAUGUUCAGUACAAAUAUCUACCCCAAACUUUUGAUGGACUUUUUAUCUGAGAAGCAGAUUACAACUCAUUCACAGUGCAGUUUUCAAGGAUUUAUUUAUUACUCUUUAACUGGUUCAGAGUUCUUCCUCUUGGCAUCCAUGGCUUAUGACAGGUAUGUGUCCAUAUCUAAACCUUUGCAAUAUCAUACUAUUAUGAGAAAAACAACUGUCAAAAUUUUGUUGGUUUUAACUUGGCUUCUGCCUGCUUGUCAGCUUGUGCCAUCAGCUGUAAUUAUAAAUACUUCACAAAUCUGCCGUUUUACUUUGAAUGGAAUUUUUUGUAACAAUGCAAUUUCCAAGCUUUACUGUGCAACCCCGAGAAUAUCAUAUUUAAUAUAUGGUGUGUUUAUACUAAUUAACACUGUAUUUCUUCCUUUGCUUUUCAUACUGUUUACAUACACAAAAAUAUUUAUAAUAUGCUAUCGAAGCUGCAGGGAGGUCAGGAGAAAAGCUGCACAGACCUGUUUACCUCACCUGCUCGUUUUGAUCAGCUUCUCAUGUUUGUGUUCGUAUGAUAUAAUUAUAACUCGACUUGAAAUUAGUUUAUCCCAAACUGCACGUUUCAUAAUGACUUUACAAGUGGUUUUGUAUCAUCCCCUCUUUAAUCCAGUUGUAUAUGGACUGAAAAUGAAAGAAAUCUCUCAACACCUCAGGAGGUUGUUUUGUCAGAGCAAAUUUAAAUUAUCUGUCAGAGCUGAUGCUAGAAGUGCAAUAAUUUCCUUUGUAAUCUAAAUUUAAAGACCUGACUUCUCUUCAGUGCAGUUGUGUGUUUUUACAGGUGAUAUACAUUACACCUGUUGUUGUUUUUAUUGUUAUCAUUAUUGUUUAUGUAAAUAUUACACUAUAAUAUUAUACUGUAAAGUACUGAUGUACCUGUAUUAAUUUGCAUGCAUUUAUAUACGUCGGUAUUAUUUUAUAUACUUGUGUGUCUACUAUAUACUGUACAAAUAGAGGAUGAUAGUUAGUAUAUCAAUAGAAUAUAAUACUUAAACUCAUUAACCUACUUAUCCUGCUUGCUGAACACAAUAUGCAUUACAAUGAUGCAAUAGCUUUGCCCUUUUCACCAGAACUGCAUAUUC